Procambarus clarkii (red swamp crayfish) is the source of this 6444-nucleotide messenger RNA. RefSeq names its product mediator of DNA damage checkpoint protein 1. The record is from RefSeq and is a predicted model, not a curated record. NCBI's taxonomy places the organism in Eukaryota, Metazoa, Arthropoda, Malacostraca, Decapoda, Cambaridae. Gene Ontology annotation, cellular component: nucleus.
GGCGCCAUCUGCUAGGCGGGAAGCUGUGGCUAGAGGUAAACACUAACACAGAUCAUGGAUGUAGCCGAGUGUCUGGCACACCUCAAUGUUUCAGACCAGCUUUUUAAGGAUGUAAAGUUCUACGUAACCGGAAAGGUGCCUGAGGAGGUGGUGAGGCUUCUCACAGAUGGAGGAGCAAAAGAAGAUGCUCACAUCACAGAUUACAUGACCCACCUUAUUGCAGGAGAUGAUCCAAAUGAAAAUGAAAUUGGAGAAGUGAGAGACAUAUAUGAGAAACCAGUUGUAUCUUCAAGAUGGGUUGUGCUAUCAGCCAAGUGUGGUAAACAGUUACCAUGUGGAGGAUUCUCUCCUGAUACCACACAGUUAUUCUCAGGUGUUACAGCAUGCGUAUCUCAGCUUGGCAGUGCCGACACCUUAGUGGUGUGGGCAAUGAUUACUUUUGCUGGAGGGCAGUGUAGUCUUGAAUUAAAUAACUCCUGCACCCAUCUCAUUGUUGGAAAACCUGAAGGGGCUAAAUAUAACUGUGCUUUAGAGAAUGAAGAUCACAUAAACAUUGUGACUCCCGAUUGGGUACCUGAUUGCCUUAUUGAACGGAGUAAAAUUGAUGAAAUUGAAUAUCAUCCACGCCUUCUCAAGCAACCAAGGUCACAUUCAGGACAGACUUCCGAACCACAUAUUGUUAAGGAAAGAAAGGAAAGAAAGAAAAAAGAAAAAGAUGUCGCUCAACAGAAGGCUGAAGAAUUAAAAAUUAAGGAAGAGCCCAAGAGCAAGGAACCUGAAAAAAAAUUUUCCUUUGAUGCUUUAGAGUUUAGUGAUGAGGAAGAAGAAAAUAGUAAGAGUGGCUCAUUAUUAGAUCAGCUGAAGACCUCUCAGACAUGGAAACAACCUAUUACUAAACCAUCUGUGAUGACACGGGCCUCUGCUAGUUCCAGUGCAUCAAGCUCUAUCACUGUUGACAAGCCCAGGGCUCCUCCUACAGCACCUAUCUCGGCAACAAAUCCUCCACAAAUUGUAACGUCUCGUUCAGUCACACCUCAACCAAUCCAAGCCCCUAAAGGAAUCAUUCAGGGAGCAUCACAAAUAUUACAUCAAAGUGCUCAAAGUUUGCCUCAGGUUGGCAGUCAGGAAACAUCUCAAAUCGCUCAUCCUGUAUCAACAUUAGGUACUCCUAUAAGUACUAAAUCAACAACUGCUACACAGAAUACUCAACCUUUAGCUUCAGUUUCAAGCCAAAACCUUAUUCAAAACACACUCUCAGAGUCUACCAUGCUUCGUAAUUCAUCUCAUUUGCCAAAUCAGCCACCAUCAUCAUCAAUCCCAACCACAGUUACAGAAGUUUCAGCAGUAAUAUCUGCUCAGGUUAAUAAUUCUCGACCACAACAGCCCAUCCCAUCUCGUGUUACGCCUCCAAUGGCUCCUCGUGUUAUUCCUUCAAAUAUAUCCAGAGCUACUCAGCCCAAUGCCACCAGGGUUACACCUCCCAAUAAUUCUCGGACAACACCUCCUAAUACAGCUCGAUCAACUCCCCCAAACACAUCUCGUGCAACGCCACCCAUUGUUUCACGAGCAGCCACACCAAUUUCAUCCCGGGCAACUCCUCCUACACCUUCACGGGCAACUCCUCCAGCAAAUUCUCGUGCAACACCUCCAAUAACAUCCAGGACAACUCCACCGAUUCCUUCACGUGCUACACCUCCGGCAAGUGCGCGUGUAACACCUCCAGUUCCCUCUCGCACAACUCCUCCGAAUGUUGUUGCACCAGGACCACGUAUCCCUACAAUGCCUCUCACUGUUAGUGGCCCUUCGGUUCGUGCUCCAGGAGCUGUAUCACAAAUUGCACCAGGCAGUAUACCAGCACCUAAUAUGCCCAACACUGUUCCACAGCAAGUUCAUACAGUUGCCAUUCCGGGAGCGGUUGUUCGUCUGCCACAGGGUGUGACACCCCAUCAGCUACAAAUGAUGACACCCAGUGAUCGACAAGCAUUCCUUCAAAAUCUUCAUCAGAAACAGCUUCAGGAGCAGCAAGCUAGAGGAAAGCCAAGAGCAGGAAAACCACCUGGCCCACAAUAUAAGCAAGGCGUACGAUAUGCUUCACCUACCAUGCAUGCUGCUACUACUCCGGGAACUCCACCCGCACCUGGCACACCAGUUUCAACGUGGCCAGGCCCAAGUCCAGGUGCCCCCGGUAUUCGACCCACUAUGACCACUGUUGGUCCUGGUACUGUUGCAGUAACAUACCCAACUAGUCAGCUACGACCACAAGCUCCAGGAACUCCUGGCCCCUCGCAUGGAACUGCAGGGGAUGUUGUACGGCCUAGUUGGCCUCCUCAAGGUCAGCAACAGUACCAAGGAGUUCAACCUGCUCCAGGUACCCGAGUGGUUGUUGGUCAAGCUGGUUGGCAGCCACAGCAGCAGCAACAGCAGCAAACAGGACUUAGACCACAAACUCCAGCUCCUCCUGGGCAGCAACCAGCACCACAAGGCUUACUACCACAGCAUAUGCAACAAUUUCAAUUACAGAUUCAACAGCUGUGUCAGCAAUUUCCUCACUUAACACACCAGGAAGCAUCACAGCUCAUUCAACGUAUUCCUUCACAUUUUAGGCAUAUUCAGCAGCUAGAUAAUGCCCAGCGCAGUGAUUAUUUGGCUCAGCUAGAUGCUAAAGAACGACAAGUUGUCACUUAUUUUAUAUUGAGAAAACAACAACAGCAACUAUUUCAGCGGCAACAACUUCUUCAGCAACAGCAGCAGCAGCAACAGCAGCAACAACAGCAACAGCAGCAGCAGCAACAGCAGCAGCAGCAGCAGCAGCAGCAGCAGCAGCAGCAGCAUCAACAUCAACAGCAAAAAGUGGGAACCCCACAGCAGUCACCUCAUGCAUGGCAGCAACAGCCCGUACAACAACCAAUUCAACAACAGCCUGUGCAAGGAGCACAAUACCCUCCAAUGUCUCCACAUGGAAGACCAAUGCCUGGGCGCCCACUACCCCAAGGAUAUCCUGGAUGUCAGCCAGCUGGAGUAGUAUCUCCUGGUCAGGGGUCUCCUCAUAUGGUGGCAAGUGGUCAGCUGACUCCUCAACAGCAACUCACCCCACAUGUCUCGCCGCUUGCAUCUCCUCAUGGCCACUCACCCAUCCAGCGUGUAGAUGGACCUCUCAUGGGCCAUGCAGCAGCCAUUCAAGGUUCUCCUGUUCCUCAGAACUUAGUCGGCCAGCAGAAUUUGGUUAAUCCCAAAACAAAGACAGCUCUUGCCAUUCAUCUUACUAAUAGAUUAGCUGGGGGAGUUCACCAAGGAGUAAUACCACCAGGUCCUCAGGUUGCUCCGGGACCAAUGGAGGUUCCUACACAUGUUCAAAAACCUGCAAUCCCUCAAGAAACUGUUCAAGGUCCAGGAGGGGAACCAGUAAUGCUUUAUCAGCGCCGUGCAUUGGGAAAUAUUACAGGCUCUGUGACUAAUAAUCUUGUACGGCCUCCUGUGCAAGGAGCUUCUGCUGGGGUUGUGACUGGUCAUGGCUAUCCUCGGCCAGCUGCACCCACUCAUCCAUCUGCACCAACACCAGUCAUGGCUCCAGCUGCACCACAUUACCCUCGACCACACCUGGUUGGUCAUGACACCAAUUUCAUGUUGCCGCGUGAAUUGUGCCUGGUUGGCUGCGUGUUUUAUAUUGCUGACUAUCAUGGGGAGGUCACACUGGAGACACUACACACAUGGAAGCGGGUCAUACAGCAGCAUGGGGGUGAAGUAAUGCCUCUCUAUGAAUCUGCUCGUGUUACUCACUUACUCUGCAAGCAUCAGAAAUCACCUGUGUUCAUGCAAGCUGUUCGUGAAAACAAACGGUGUAUAACUAUAUUCUGGCUUAAUGAUGUUCUUUUAAGAGGCAAGAUGGCUCCACCUUGGCAAGCUAUACAUCUUCCUACACCAUUUGGUAAUGACAACAAACCCUGCAAAGAUUUGAUUGUCAGCGUGAGUGGAUUUGAGAACGAAGAGAGAACCAUUAUCAAGUUGAUGUUGCAACUUGUUGGAGCUAAAUAUACUGGAUACUUCUCCAGGCAUAACAGUCUCCUUGUCUGCAAAAAAUUGGAAGGAGCCAAAGUAGCCAAAGCACGAGAGUGGAAACGCCCAGUUGUAAAUGGUGUUUGGCUGAGUGAGGUACUGUUGGGUCAGAACACUCCUCCGCUGGUCUACCACGGCACUCGCUAUCAACAUUAUUUGGACGACCCUCUGCGAAUAGAUCCCUCCUUAGCGUCCCAUCUUUUCAAUGCUUGGAAGUAUCCAAUAAGUGUGUCAAAGGAAUCUGUUGAAAAAGCUAAGGCUGUAAGAGAAAUGGCAUUGAGAAAGAGAAAAACAGAAGCAGAUGGUGAUCAGGAAAACAAGCGUUCUCGUUUAGACCCACCUCCUGCUCCUCAUCUUAGUGCUUCACUUACACCUUCACCUCAGCAACCACCUACUUCAAUGCAGCUUCAAACUCCUCCCAGUGGCCUCUCGCAAGGAACCAUCAGCUUAAGUGGUGUUCGAGGAAACCUCAUGCUUAUCAACAAAGAAUUACCAGCAGAACAGCACAGACCACGCAUUCUUCUGUCUUGUGUGAAGAAUAAAGAUGAUGUAGAAAGGAAAAUUCUUGAACUAGGAGGAUACCUUGCCAGGUCCAGUGUUGAAGCAACUCAUCUCGUCAUGGGCUCGUCUACAGCUCAACGCACCGUCAAGUUUAUGUGUGCAAUCUCUUCGUGCAAUUAUGUACUGUCUUUGCAGUGGAUAAUAGACUCCCAUGCUGAAGCCAAAUUUUUAUUGGAAGAUAAUUACUUUAUGGAUAUGCCAGAAUAUGAGCGCGUGUUCAGAUUCAGCCUGAGGGAGACGUUACUCAAGUUUAAUAGGAGACAGCUUUUCACAGGUAAAAUUUUUUACCUGACACCUUCUGUAGUUCCUGGACGGACUUGGCUACGUGAAAUUAUAGAAUGUGCUGGUGGUACGGUAGAAAACAAGCGACGCACUUUAAAUGAUAUUAAGGAGAAAAACAAAGAUGGAGUAAACAAAUAUUUAACUAUUGCUGCACAGUCUGAUGUACAUUUAGUUAAAGACCUCCUUCAAGAAAACUUGCCUGUUUAUAAUGCUGAGUUUGUUCUGGGCUCUAUCUUGAAACAGGAGAUUGAUCUUCAGAUGGCUAUAUAUGUUGAUGAAGAGUAAUUAUGUGUAUUGUAAGAGAUUAAAUUAGUAUUGGAGUUAACUUUCAAUUACAAUCAAAUGAAAAGAGUUUCAGAAUAUUGUGAUGACAUUUUAUCUUAAUUAUUUUAAACUAAAAGAAAAAGUUGUAACAAGUGUGGGUAAUGAUGCCUGUAGUAACCCUAAAACUGCCAAUAAUGUUUAUAAGCAUUUUGUGCUUGAAACACAAAGGUAAUGGUAAUUAGUAAAAGUAAGUUCUGCUUAUGAAUUCUUGAACCAGCAAGAGCAGAUUGUCUGCAGUUAUAAUAACGUCAAAACAAGUACAUACAGAAAGACACUAAUUUUAUUUAUGCAUGUAAAGAGUAAUUUAAUUCAGUAGUCUAUGGGUUAAUACUAACCAUUAUAGCUAAAAGAUGAAAUUCAUACAUUGUUAUACUUUCAGUGAAUACUGUAUAUAUAUUUCUUCAUUCUGUAAUUUGUUAAUGUGGUAAUUACUUAAGUGUAGUUACAUGAUGAGAGCUACACUCGUGGUGUCCCUCACGAGCUGCACCUCAUGUCUGCGCAGCUCUCCCCUCCUCGGGAGGGGGAAGGGGGAGCCCCAGACCCCUGCGUUGGCGACCCAACCUUCAGUUCCUCAGCUUGGUCGUUGUGGCUCCAGCUCCAGAUUCUUAUUGUGCUGUGCCUGGGAUCAGUACUUCUUUUAGGUGGUGUGCGAGCUGGGAGUAAUAUUCACAGGUACUCGGGCUGCAUGUUCUUAGGGUCUCUCAGGUCGUCCACAGGGUUAUUAAAUCUAUUAAAUCUUAUUAAAUAUUUGGAAGUAAUGCAAACAUCAGCUGUGUUUUAUUGUUUAAUAUUGUAUUUUUUCAGUCUUUUGUCACUGUUCUCUGAGUUACUGUAUUAUGUAUCAAAGCCUUCCGUGUUUUAAUUUAAUUUGUGUACCUAUAUUCCUCUAAUGGAUUAAUUUUUAUGCUUCCAGAAUUUGUUUUGAAAACUUCAAGCAUAAAUAUAGAAAUAUGUUAUUAUAAGUUGCACAUUCUUAUAUUUAUAUAAACCCCGGUUUUAUUAUUUUAAGUUAUUGUCUUCAAAUACAAUAACUUGAUUUUGGUGUCCCCUUCUCUCACAUACAAGCAACAAACAUUCAGAAUCUUUUUCCCAGAUAAAUCAACCUUCAUCAUAAUUAUGGAACUCAUUUAUAUGCUCUAUAAAAAGUUAAUUAGUUGAUUAGGAAUACUGUAAUUAGGAGCAUACAAGCAAACUCAGAUCUAGUUGUAUUUAUAAAAUGAACUA